Messenger RNA from Sphaeroforma arctica JP610, 166 nucleotides. RefSeq lists its product as hypothetical. The transcript is spliced from 2 exons. The annotation marks the transcript as partial. The record is from RefSeq and is a predicted model, not a curated record. NCBI's taxonomy places the organism in Eukaryota, Ichthyosporea, Ichthyophonida.
AUGUACACAUCCAUUUCGACCGGUGAUGUAAUUAGUGCUAUGCAGGCGGGAUUGGACGGCAACCCAGCAUCGCGAGCAAGUCACAACCUCGACAUCGCAAACCAUCCCUCCCUGCUGGGGAGAAAGACGGGAUCGGCCGAGACGAGAUAUUCGAAAAUCAGCGCAG